AUGCUAACAAACUGUGACGCGGGGCUCCCAUUGUUUCGAGAGUAUGCUCUAAAAUCCGUGUGGUUACCAAUCAUUGCAUUUCGAAAUGAGGAUGAUGAAAAAAAGUUCGAGUUUGAUUAUUCAACAUGGUCUAUACUCAAAUCGAAAUUACCUACACAAGUAAACAUAUUAACCAUGGAACCGUUAACACAAAAUAAAGAUGUUGUCAGUGUUUUAUUUCGCCUUGAACAUUAUUAUGGUGAGAAUGAAAAUGCAAAAUUAUCAGCAUCUGUUAAUGUGAAUUUACGGACAUUAUUUUCUGGAAAACGAGUAUUAGAAGCAAAAGAAAUGUCAUUAGGAGGAAAUCUGAUGAAAAAUGAAACAUUUGGACGAUUAAAAUGGAAUGAACGAGAAAGUAAUGUCACACAUGAAAAAGAAUCAGAACUAUUUGAUGAAGUUAGAAUGAUUGUCCAUUUAAAACCAAUGGAAAUACGAACAUUUGUGCUGAAACUAUCUAAUAAUUAA
Messenger RNA from Didymodactylos carnosus, 504 nucleotides. Lineage: Eukaryota; Metazoa; Rotifera; Eurotatoria; Philodinida; Philodinidae. The record is from the annotation of a GenBank genome assembly.